Molecule: messenger RNA, 1212 nt
Organism: Paramecium pentaurelia
Lineage: Eukaryota; Ciliophora; Oligohymenophorea; Peniculida; Parameciidae
Source: the annotation of a GenBank genome assembly
AUGCCAAAUGUUAGUAAAUCUACAAUAAUAAAUUAAUUAAUAUAAACAACUCCAAAUUAAAUAAAAGAAAAAUAAUAGUAAAAUCAAUAGCUAUUCUUUGUACGACAAAAAUUUAACAAGAAUUAAUAAAUAUGUGAUAAACAUUUAGUAAAUUUGGUGAAUAAUCUUUAUUUAAUUAUUCCAAAUAUUACAAAGGAACAACAACGACUUAAGUAGUAAAGAAUAAUAAGGAAUCUUUGAUUAUUGGUUGGAUGCAAUAAAGAUACAAUUUUUAACAAUUUUAGACUAUUUAGUAAGAGAGAUAGAUUAAAAAUUGAUGAAAAAAGUAUUAUAAAUGUUAUUUUCUAAAUAAAAGACCUAAAAAGACUUUAAGAGAAAGAGAUAAUCAUUAUAAUUAUGAGAAUACAAUUGAUUUUCUAUUAAAUUGAUUCAGGAUUGGAUUGGAAAAUUAGGAAAUAUUACUUGAGGUAGUAUAGAAUUAUUAAAUUGAGUAUUCUAGAACAUUUAUUUAAGGAAAUAAAUCCUAAAAUUAAAUGCAUAUAAAUAAAUUUAUUCCGAAUGUCAUUCUAUCCAGGAUUCUUCCCAUAAUACUCAUAACCACUUGCAGCAUCCUUUGCAGCACCUGUUGCUUAUCCUUAAGCAUCAAUUGUUAGACCUGUUGCAACAACCCCCAUUUAUACAUCUCCAGCACCUAUUUAUACAGCUCCUGCUCCAGUUGUCACUCAAUCAGUUGUCUAACCAGUGGUUUAAUCAGUUGUGCAACCAGUUGUUGCUGCUUAACCAACAAUCAAGGGAGAAUCCAGAGUUGAAUAUAGAGAGUAUUAAAGACCAGUUGUUGAAUAUGAAACUGAGACCAUUGAGGUUAAAAAGCCAGUCACCAAAUAUGUUACAGAUUAUUACCCUGUAGAAUAUUAAACAGACUACAUUCCAAGAACAGUCUAUGAAACAUAAACAGAAUAUGUACCUGUAUAAAAAACAGUUCCAAGAGUUGAAUAUGAAGCAGUGGAGAGAGAGGUCUAAAGAGUUGUAAGAAGUAUUAGUGAAAUAUUUAGCCUGCUGCCCCUGUUUAAUAUGCUCCUGCUCCUUUGACAUAUUCAGUUGUUUAACCAGUCCAAUAAGUUGUCACCUAACCUGUAGCAUCAUAUGCGACUCCCUUAACAUAUUCUACAGUAAGACCAGCUUAUUAUGGUGGAUAUCCAUAUUAUUAUUGAU